UGCUCCCAUGCAACUACUUGAGCCCUGGGGAUUACCUGCUGGGGACCCCACCUCCCUACAAUCCCCUAUUUCCAGUAACUGCAUUCCUGGCUGUUCUUAACUGGGCUUGAGGCUGGGCAGCCCUCCCCAGUCCUAAAAAUCCUGUAGCCCAGAAAGCACUGAGGGUGCAGCUUUGUCCUUGUUUUUAUGGCAAAUGUUUGCAUUUGUGGCUACCAAGGAGCUCCGUGGCUGCUCAGCCCCCUGGAUCUGACCAUCCCCAACGGGCUGUGCCCCUCUCCAGCCCCUCUGUGCCCAGCUCAGCCUGGCCCAUGGCUCUGCUGCAGAAUGGGAUUUCAGCAGAGAUGGGAACCCCGCUGGGUGCUACUUCUUCACUGCAGACCUCUUCUUCCCAGUGCUCUGCUCCAGUUCCUAAAGCAACACAUUUUGUUGCAAAAAAAAAAAAGACAUCGUAGGGGGAAAUAAUGAGUAGAAAUUUUAAUAAAACCAGCAAAGGAGAGGGGAAUUGGUGCUGGGAUGGUGAGGUAAGGGGAUGGGCAAAGAGCAGAUCUGCAGGGAGACUGCAGAGAUGGGGCAGGGAUGCAGCUGGGCUGAUGACCAGAAGGCUGAAUUUCACUGUAGAUAUUAAAGACUUAAAUCCCAGUAGGAACUCUGCAGCCGAGUAGCACAAAGACACAAAAAUUCAGAGACUCCCCUCCAUCUUGCCCCAGCAGUGAGCAGAGCUCAUGAUUAGGGUCCCACGGGAGCCGCUGUACCCUGGCAAGGUCACAAACGUCUCUUGUUUGUGUGAACAGACGGGUUCAGCUCAUCCCCCACCCCCUGUUCUUCCCAGACAGCGGCCCCAAACAAAGCAGGGAGGUGAUAAGCAGCACCUGGAUGCCUGCACACUCCCACAGCACUGGGGCUUUUGUUGUUGGCGAUGGGCUGCCAGGCACAGGCAUCCCACCUCCGGCGUGUUUACUGGGAGCAGCACCCAGCCCUGAGAACCCUGUCGUUUGGAACAAAGAGAGAAAAAGAAAGCCGCAGAACUGUUCAAGCGCUAAGCUUUUAGACUGCUGAUAUUCUUCUUUUCUUUCCAUUGGAUAAAUGCAGCUUGAAGUGCUGCAGUGCCGUGUCUCUAAAACUGCUAUAGUCAUAGAAUAGUUUGAGUUGGAAGAGACCCUUAAAGGACACCUGGUUCAACCCACUGCAGUGAACAAGGACACUGACAGAUCCAUCAGGCACUCAGAGCUUGGGGAACCCCCAAAAUUCAAAGCGUCUGCUUUGACAAGCCACUGUCACCAACCUCCUGGCAGCAUUUGAAGCCCGCAGUAAUGUGCCCCAUGCCCAAGGCUGUAACAGUAAUAAAUCCACCUCUAGGAGCACUCUGGUCCCAGCCAGGAGGUCGGAAGAUGGGCAGCGGUCGGCAGAGAGAGGUGGAAAAGGGGGGGACCCAGCCAUGGCAGCCAGCAGGACAACUCACUUGCAGUGGCACUUCUUAAAUGAAGGCCCUUGAUAAAAUGAGGUCCCCACAGCCUCUAUGGGUAGGUCCUCUUUUGGGAGUGUUGGAAAAGGGGAAAUCUGAGCAGGUGCUAACGAGGGGAAUCAGCCCCAGCAGGGGCCAGCCCUUUGGGUUCACUGCAGCCUUAAUGAGAAUACUGCACUCCAUCACUCCCUGAAAAUGCAAUCAAAAUCUGCCUGCCUCCUCUGAGUCACCACGUUGUAAUUCCCCUCCUCUCCCCUGCAGCCAGGUGUUCUCCCUUCCCUUUAUGUGCAGCUUGGAGCUGGGAUCAAUUUCCUUCGGGGCCACCAUGAACCACCCACCACCCCAAAACCUCUCAGUGCCCUUCUGGUGGCCACCACCCAAACAAAUGCACCAGCAAUGAGCAGAAACCGUAGAGAAUGAGGUGCUGCCAGCACAGCUCUGCCCAGUGGCUGCACCCUGUGUGAAGGGCUGAGCACUUAAAGGAAGGAAAUGUGCUGGAAAGUACUGAAAUGACCUCUGGGCUGCUCCUACCAGGAAAGAGUUAAGGAACGAUUCAGCCAACCCUACAUUUUACCGUUCGCCGCAAGGCUCUGGGUGGUUGUAGCAGGAAAUUGUAUUAAACAAGAGGGGUGGGGGGGAAACGUGUCAGAGCAGCUUUGAACAAUCUGGUGAAAAUGUGAAAAAACUCCACCAAAUGAGAUGCUAAAUCCUUUUUUCCAUUCACUCCCUGACUCACAGCUCCGGGGGGGGGUCCAUGUCCGCAGGUGAGAUGCCUGGGAGUAGAGGGAGGGGGGUCCCCAGAGGCCCUGUGGGCAAGAGCCAGGAAGGAACCCCAGCAAAGGGAGAGAAGAAAAUGACACCAAACAAGUAAUUUCUUCCCAAAGAUGGAAAUACUGAGGGCUCACGGGCCCCGCUUCCCACCGCUCCCUGCGCUUCCACACCAUGUUUUUCGCUGCUCAAAUCCCAAACCACUCUCAUGCUUCAAAUCCUUCCCCUAUAACUUCAAUAUUUCUGCGAACGAGGCACUCAGUGUCAAAGCUCAGGGCCAGGUGGGGAGCCCGAGCAGAAUUUCCUUACUUUUGCGGUUUGUAAGCCACUAAAUUUGUUUGAGGUUUCUUGCUGUCGUCUUCAAAGCAUUCUGCGAUGCCUCUCUCGUGUGCUUCAUGGAGGGCUCUCAGCAUUUUCCAGGCCCAGGACAGAAUGCCUCCUGCACGAGGACGGUUUGCAACGCGGUGAACCCCGGAGGCUGCAGCUGAUUUUGCUGUCUUCUGUUGAGGCAAUCGGCGGAGUGCCUGAAGCUGCAUCUUCUCAUUGAGAGCGCAACUUGAUUUUGACAGAAAACAGCCGAGGGGUGUUGUUUUAUUCAUUUAGUGCCCUCCGAGCUAGCUUGCUGCUCUCUGAUUACUAAGGUCAGAUUUGACAGCAGGAGGAAAUGCUAGAUGCUGAAAUAGGAGGAAAUCAUUAAAAAGCAGCAAGCCCAGCCCGUCGCCCCGACACCUGAUUGUGAGAGCGGGGACCUUUCACCAGCCAACACCGGCAGCACCUGCGCAUAGUUGGGUUAUGUUGGACAUGGCCACCAUGGCCCGGCCAUGGCUCCGGCUCUGGCUCUGCCUGCAGCUCCCAGGUUUCUGCACAAAUCUACUUUCAUCCCGGACUCCAGGGCAUCUUUUGGCCCAAACAAACAACAGCACAGAAAUCGUUUGCUCGAUGAAGAGGGAGCACACCGGGGUCUACUGGUUCCGCUGGAACCAGGGCAAGCAAAACUUUGAGUUCCUGCUAUUUUCCAGUCCACUGGGAAAAGCCACGUAUGGCACAAACAUCAGCCAGGAGAAGUUCAGCAUCCGCGGGACGAGUUCCCACCCUUCCUACAGCCUGUACAUCAGCCGGCUGCAUGGCUCCGACAACGGCACCUACUACUGCUGCGUCAUCCAGUCCUCCCAGCUCAUCCUGGGCACUGGGACCCAGCUCAGUGUGGUCGAUGUUUUGCCUCUGCCUUCGAUGUCCACGCUGGCCCCGUUCACCAAGAAACCCAUGCGGUGCAAACCCAAAAACAAAGCCACCAGCAAGACAGGUGUCUGCAGCCCCCUGGUCUGGGUCCCGCUGGCCGCUGGUGCCCUGCUGCUCCUGCUGAGCCUGAUCUCCACUGCUCGCCGCUUCUGUCGUAAGCAUCGUGCCCCGGCACAGCCCGGGGUUGGGGUGGGGAGCGAGUGAGGAGAUGGGGGGACCCAAAGCUGAUCAGCACCAUCUCCCCACAGGGCUGCGGAGGAGGCUGUGGCUUCGAGCCCACAGGAAGUAAAUCUUGAUGGGAAAUGCUAUGGAGCAUCACCUGAGCAGUGCUGAGCCCUGCUAGGAUUCGACCCGGCGAGGGCAUUGCUCUGCAAUGGACUGGACCAGAUCCUGCAAUGUGCCGAGCCUUUCACAAGGAGACUUUGAGAGCACAGCAGCUGGUUCUGCACUGAGACCGAGGGACCAAAUGGGUGCAGCCAGGCUGGAAAGAUGCUCCGGGCUCUGUGCUGGUUGAUGACUUUUGUAAGGAACACUUUGAGAGGUGAUUUCACACCUCAUAAAGAUGUUAGAAAUGGUAAAUAUAUCGUUUAGCUCUGCAGCCUGGCGCCUUGCAGCCCUGAUUUGUGUCAACAAGUGGCUACGAGCACGGCGAGGAGCUGGGGAGCGAGCAGGGGUUAAAGCAUGCAAAAAGCUGCGGGGGGAGCAGGGUGCUCAGCCUGCAGACAGACACAGCCCGUCCCAAGGCCGAGCACCGCACGGAGCAGCAGCUGAUAACCGGCAGAGGAGCCCGACAGCACGGCACUGCUCCAGACACGGCACUGCUCCAGCCACGGGGAUGUGCAGCCGGGGUGCUGUGCCCCUGCAGCACCAGGGUGCUGAGCACAGGGCGGCUUUCCUCCCCUCUCAACACAGCAGCCAGCACACCUCUCCUCGGCUCCACCAUGCCCAUGACAACACUAACCUCACCAUCCUGGAAAAACCCUUUUAUUUUUGAUUUUAAGGAGAGAAAUCAGCCCUGAAUGGCAGUGCCACAUCCCUGGUGCACAGUGGCCAUGGUGGCUGGGGCACAGGGAUGGUCCCCAGCACGCCACCAGGCACACGCACUGCACUGGCUGUGCUCUUGGUGCAGAGAGCAGGCAAUUUUUAUGAGUUUUAUGACACACAUUUUUUUAUGCAAUAGCUACAAGGAAACACCUCGAAGUUCAUUCUGGCAAAAAUGCAGCUCUGUGCUGGGCAUUCACCUCUGGCUCCCUUUCCACGGGUGAAGCACUGUAACAGGCAGCGAGGAAUCUGCUUCACGUCUGAGUUCCCCAACUAGGUUGCUCCAUUAGAGCUCAAAUAAAAA
This is a messenger RNA of Numida meleagris (helmeted guineafowl), 4814 nucleotides long. RefSeq names its product CD8b molecule (gene CD8B). Gene Ontology annotation, biological process: regulation of immune response. Gene Ontology annotation, molecular function: MHC class I protein binding; coreceptor activity. Gene Ontology annotation, cellular component: cell surface. The coding region runs from base 3023 to 3673 and encodes 216 amino acids. The record is from RefSeq and is a predicted model, not a curated record. NCBI's taxonomy places the organism in Eukaryota, Metazoa, Chordata, Aves, Galliformes, Numididae. The transcript is spliced from 4 exons.